Molecule: messenger RNA, 3796 nt
Organism: Schistocerca nitens (vagrant locust)
Lineage: Eukaryota; Metazoa; Arthropoda; Insecta; Orthoptera; Acrididae
Product: poly [ADP-ribose] polymerase tankyrase-1-like
Exons: 5
Coding region: 2455-3693 (412 amino acids)
Biological process (GO): proteasome-mediated ubiquitin-dependent protein catabolic process; regulation of proteolysis
Cellular component (GO): cytoplasm
Molecular function (GO): ubiquitin protein ligase binding
Source: RefSeq, a predicted model, not a curated record
UCCAGAAAAUGAUUACAACUGAAAAUACUGGGAAGAUGAUAGAACGAUUUCUGACAAAUGAACGAUAAUGCAGACACCAAAAAUAAGCAAACAGUUCAGCUACUGUACGGCGUGCACUGCUAGUAACUUGGUACUUACCAGAAUACCUAACAGCUUUCGAAAGCUUUGACUAGGUUAGUAGCAGAUUGCAGAAAUCCUUGCAGGUGAGAUCUUCAUAACGAGUCUUAACUAUUACAAUUGCUUUAACAGUUUGUCGUAAAACGGUUUUUCUUAACAAUCCAAAAGGAAUUCACAGUUGAAAAUACUCUUUCCACGACAGCAUUUGUGCCUGGUAAAGCACGACCAAACCUCACAUGCGUCUCUGUAUUUUUUAAAUGAAGCACAUGUACUUUUAAGUGUAUGGAAUACAUCACACCAUCUCUUGAGUUUCCAAAUUAGCUUUUUCCCAUUCCUCAAGUUUCUGGGAUACAAUGUUGUUCAGGCAUCCUGUCUCAACUGAAAUGUUGCACAUCAGUCUGUCUUCAGAAUUUCAGACAGUUUAAAAGUUAAUCCCAAGAAACUGAAAUUUUCAGUGUUGCCCAAUGAAACUAUUUCAGAGGAUGAAACAGACAAGUUCCCUUCUCUAAAUAAGUCACAAAAGUGUCGUAAAAUAAAUUGAUAACUGGCUCGUACCGGACUGAAAAUGCCUUCCUUUACCAAGUUAAUUAAAAUCGAAAAACUAACUGAAGUUUACCAAAUUUCCUGCCACCGAUUUUUUUUAAUACGUGUAAGUACGUGUAUGUUUUGCGGUAACGGUGCUUUUCUCUUCGCCUGUUUGUACUUUAUUCGUACUAACAAAGUAAGUUACACUGUCAGUUCCCGAAGAAACUGCCAACAGGUGCUUCAUUUUCUUCGUGUGAUGCGUUAUAUCGGCAAGCCCUCCAUGUUUGUUCAGUGGAAAAAACUGAACGACGCAGCACACAUUUUACCUUCGUAUAGUCGUGGUUUCCUUCAAAAAAGCGAACUCGUCUUUCAUGGUUUUAGAGGAAGACUAGUUUCGUUUCCCCGUUUUAACGGGCUCAAGCUAGUUUCACACAACGGACAACAGAGAAUGGAGCGCACUGAAGCAAGUUUGCCGAAUCCAGUGUUGAAACUGCCGCCUGCUUCUCAUUGUUCUCUCAAACAGUCCGAAGACAUCGUGUCGGUCCCAUCUACUGCAAAUGUAUGUCAUCUACCAGUGAAUAGCUAGUUCGUAACUGCAAGUACAAUUGCACGUUGGAAACCCUGUAACGUUCUUUAACGAAAACUUGUUACAUCCGUCCGUUAUUUCUGCAGUAGUAAGUGAUGGAUGGAUACGAAUCGCGAAGCUCACGCUUGAGUCACUUUCACCGAGCGUGAUGAUGGGAAAUCUUCUGUUCACACCUCUCCUCAUCUUGUGACCAAAAUACAGCUUCUGUAUUCCAUCUUUGAAUUCUAGACAAAGCAAGACUCAGGAAAACGUUAAAAAACAUGUCUGUCAUGCGAAAUUGACGUAGAAAUAAUUAAAAACACAAAAUGAAACAAAAUGUCACUUAUGAUUACGAAAAAGCCGGGGCAUUUGGCCUCCCAUUGGACAGUCAAAGGGACACAGAACGAAAAAAUGGCCAUUCCCAUUAAAGACGGGGCUUCUGGUGACGCUAGCCUAGGUCUUAGUGUGUACAUGCCUUAAAAUGGCUUCUACAUGCGACACCUCGUCGGAAAGACGAAAACCGAAUUUCGCAAACUGCUUUUCGGUCUCGUGGUUACAUGUUAAGGCCUGAAACGCAUUUGCUGCCCAGUUAAAUGUGGCACCAGGAUAAGAGCUGUUACAGUAUCUGAUUUAGCCUGUGCAACUGCUGUUCCUAUGCACGUAGACGAGGUGUAAAUAGUUGGUCUAAUAUUUCUACUUGUCCUUCACUGUACAAAAAGCCACUCCGUCCAUAUUACCUGAAAGUUUUUAAAAAUAAGAAGAAACCUCUCGGCCCAAGCACGUUUCAAAACCGGAUGCGUUUACAUGGAAGCGAAAAUCGAUUGCGGAAUUGGAAAACAGGCAACUAGAAGUGAUUUCCUAAAUUCGAUUUUUAAGGUUUUACAUAACCACCCAGUAGAGGUAUGGGGAUGUCGAUAUAAGAAAACCGGUUUUUGGAACGCCAUGCGAAGGGGGUGUGUGGUGCCAGCUGUAUAGCGCGGUACGAGAUAAACGGACUGCGGCGGGGGUGGAGGCAGGCGGCCCGGCAGCGCCGACACCGACGUAGACGCCCCGCUCGCUCUGCUGCAGCCGUUCCCUCGCCUGCCGCGCGAGCUGGCAACGCCGCCCCGUGACGUCAGAGCUGGGUGGGGGCAGCCGCGCGCCCGGCUGUUGGUGCGGCCCAGUUGUGACGCAGCAGCCGUAGGGAGAGCAGUCCGCCGCCAGAGCAUCUCUUCUCCGCGAGAGUACCAGAGGAAGGACCACCCACCAUGUCGGCAGUUACGGAGGUUCAGAACACCACAACCGAGGCCCUGGCCGCCCUGGUAGACGGGGGUGAAGACGGCCUGGUGACGCUGGUGGCGGGCGAGACGAGGGUGGCGGCUCACAGGGCCGUGUUGGCAGCCGCGAGUCCCGUGUUCGCAGCGAUGUUCGCGCACGACAUGCUGGAGGCCAGCUGCGGCCAGGUGAGCGUCGACGACGUGGAGGGCCCGGUGCUGAGGCUCCUGGUGGCCUACACGUAUACCCUGCAGGCCCCCCAGCUGCCCGACACGGCCCACCAGUUGCUGGCAGCGGCAGAGAAAUACGGCUUGUCGGCCCUGAAGGCUGCCUGCGAGCGGCAGCUGAUCUCGCAGUUGGCCGUCGAGACCGCAGCGGCGACGGCCGUCACGGCAGUGAGGCACUCGUGCCCGGACGCCACCAGGGCUGCCGUCGCCUUCAUAAAGGACCACCUGCAGGUGAUUGCCACGCGGGGCUGGGCGGACGCUCUGCUCGAGUACCCGCAAGAAGUCAUUGAAGUCUGCAGUAUGCUCGGUGAGCCACCAGCAGAAGCCAGCUUGCCGACCGCCGCAGGGGGCGGGUCCAUCCCCAACUCUGACCGUCAACCCCGCAGCGGCCACAGCCGAACUCCUGCUGCAGCUGCGCCUCCCAUGUCUGCCCGACACACCCCUCCACCUGAUGACGCAGCCGUCUCGCGCUUCCGCGCACCAGCCGUUACGGAGCUGAGUACCACAACCAGAACCACCACCACCUCCGCCGCUGCCGCCACCUCUGCCAGCGCACCUCGCCAGACACCUGCUGCUGCGCGGCCCACGAGUACUCAACCUGAUGAGGCCACUGUCUCUCAAAUGCGGAGCCUCUCUGCAGAGGAGAGGGACAGGAGGCUGGUCCAGGCGGCUAAGCAGCAGGCAGUGGGGGAGCUGAGGGCGCUGAUCGCCGCAGGGGCCGACGUGGCGGCGAGGGACGGGAGUGGGCGGACCGCCCUGCACUGUGCAGCGGGCUGGGGAGACGUCGAGGCGGCGAGGCUGCUGGUGGGGGCGGGGGCGGCGGUGGACGCCAGGACUGACGGUGGGUGGACGCCGCUGCACUGUGCGGCAGCCAAUGGCCACGCAGAAGUGGCGGCUGCGCUGCUCGUCGCGGGGGCCGACAGGGGGGCGACAACUGGUGAUGGGCGGACAGCGCUGGACGUCGCCAGGCGGUGCAACCAGAGGCGCCUGGUGGAGAUGCUGUGAUGUGGCAGACAGUCCAACGAACUCUGUGCAAAAAGCAGGAACUGAAAGAGUUUGUAGGAGAGUAACAUUCAUAAUUUUUUAAAUAAAGAUCCAAAAAAACUCA